Durusdinium trenchii is the source of this 438-nucleotide messenger RNA. The record is from the annotation of a GenBank genome assembly. NCBI's taxonomy places the organism in Eukaryota, Dinophyceae, Suessiales, Symbiodiniaceae.
AUGGACUUGGACGAGGAAGAAGAUGAGGACGAGGAGGAAGCUCAGCAGGCAGAGGCCGACGCCCUGGCGCAGCUCGACGACUUGGACGAAGAGGAGAAGGCGCUGGAGGAGCAGCUGCAAGCCCUCGCGGGCGAGGAGGAAGAGGAGGAAGAUGCAGAUGAAGAUGCCGAGGUGCCGGCCCAUCCGGACAUAGGCAAGGAGAAGAAGGGCAAGAGUUCCCUCUAUGAGAUGGACAGGCGGCUGAAGUCUCUGGAGGAAGAGGUGCAAAAGCUGGAAGAAGAGCAGUUGCAAGAGAAGAGCUGGGAAAUGAAGGGUGAGGUGUCCGCGCGACAGCGGCCCUUGAACUCGCUCUUGGAGGUGGCGCUGGAUCAGCCGAUGACGCACUUCGCAGCCAAGCGCACGCCAGGAUUUGGCUGGGGAUGCCGAACCGGACGAUGA